This is a messenger RNA of Mirounga angustirostris (Northern elephant seal), 2209 nucleotides long. RefSeq names its product G-patch domain containing 3 (gene GPATCH3). The transcript is spliced from 7 exons. Gene Ontology annotation, molecular function: nucleic acid binding. Bases 39 to 1601 code for a protein of 520 amino acids. NCBI's taxonomy places the organism in Eukaryota, Metazoa, Chordata, Mammalia, Carnivora, Phocidae. The record is from RefSeq and is a predicted model, not a curated record. Gene Ontology annotation, biological process: positive regulation of DNA-templated transcription; negative regulation of RIG-I signaling pathway; negative regulation of type I interferon production.
GCGAGAGUUGGUUCCAGCGGAUCACGUGACAGUCCAAGAUGGCGGUGCCCAGCGAGGCGGAGGAGGAGGCGACAGUCUAUUUAAUAGUGAGCGGUAUCCCCGCGGAUUUGCGGUCGGCCCAGCUCCGGAGCUACUUUAGCCAGUUCCGAGAACAGCGCGGCUGUGGCUUCCUGUGUUUCCACUACCGGCAUCGGCCUGAGCGGGCUCCUUCCCAGGCUGCUCCCGACUCAACCCUAACUCCUGUGGGCCAGGACCUCGCCCACACUUCGGCCACCGAUGCCCACGCUGUCUCCGCUCCGGACUCCGCUCCCGUCCAGACCCGCACCUGCUGCUGCGUCAUUUCGGUACGGGGGGCAGCUCAAGCUCAGCAGCUUCUUCGCAUGUACUCGGGCCGCAGGUGGCUGGAUUCUCAGGGGACUUGGUUGCCCGGUCGUUGUUUCAUCCGCAGACUGCGGCUACCUACUGAGGCAUCAGGUUUGGGCUCCUUUCCUUUCAAAACUCGGAAGGAGCUGCAAAGUCGGAAAGCUAAGAGUGAAGCCUUCACUCUGGCCGAUCUGAGGCAACUGCCAGAGCUGAACCCACCAGUGCUGAUGCCCAACGGGAAUGUGGGGACUCCUCUGCGGGUCUUUUUGGAGUUGAUCCGGGCCUGCCGCCUACCCCCUCGGAUCAUCACCCAGCUACAGCUCCAGUUCCCCAAGACAGGUUCUUCCCGGCGCUAUGGCAAUGUACCGUUCAAGUAUGAGGACUCAGAGACUGUGGAGCAGGAAGACCUUGUGUACACGGCUGAAGGCGAAGAAAUACCCCAAGGCACCUGCCUCGCAGACAUAGCAGCCAGCUCCCAUGGAGAGCCAGAGGAGGAAGGGGAAAAGGAGGAGGAGGAAGAGUCACACUCAGAUGAUGAUGACGACCGGGGUGAAGAGUGGGAGCGUCAUGAAGCACUGCAUGAGGAUGUGACCAGGCAGGAGCGCACCACCGAGCGGCUCUUUGAGGAAGAGAUCGAGCUCAAGUGGGAGAAGGGCGGCUCCGGCCUGGUGUUCUACACGGACGCCCAGUUCUGGCAGGAGGAAGAAGGAGACUUUGAUGAACAGACAGCCGAUGACUGGGACGUGGACAUGAGUGUGUAUUACGACACAGAUGGUGGAGACAAGGAUGCCCGAGACUCUGUCCAAAUGCGUCUGGAACGGAGACUCCGUGAUGGCCAGGAGGACAGCUCUGUGAUCAAAUGCCAAGUGGGCACCUUUGAGCGCCACACCAAGGGCAUUGGACGGAGGGUGAUGGAGCGGCAGGGCUGGGCUGAGGGCCAGGGUCUGGGCAGCCGGUGUUCAGGGGUGCCUGAGGCCCUGGAUGGCGAUGGCCAGCACCCUAGAUGCAAGCGUGGAUUGGGGUACCACGGAGAGAAGCUACAGCCAUUUGGGCAACUGAAGAGGCUCCGUGGAACUGGCUUGGGGCUCAUCUCCACCAUCUAUGAUGAGCCCCUACCUCAAGAUCAAGGGGAGUCGCUGCUCCGACGCCAGCCACCCACCAGCAUGAAGUUUCGGCCAGACGUGUCCUUUGUGAGGAGUUCCAGCUGUGCCUUGGACAGCCCCUCAGAGCCUGAGUGACAUUUCGGGGCCUUCCUCAGUAUCACUCAUAACUGCACAGUGGCAGCCCUCUGCCUUGGCCUUAUCUCCCACCACAGCCUGAAGAACUUUGGGAGCAGCAAUCUGUGCAGCUUGUUCAGGGUGCUUUAUUCUGAACUUGCCUUCUGGCUCUCUACCUCAAGGGCAUUCUCCCCAAAGCCCCCUAGCCGCCUCUUUUAAUAUUGGGGCUUAAUGACCUCUCAUUGGUUUCCCAUCCCCAGUCCAUGUUUGGGCUUGUCCAUGCUGCCUCGCCCAGUACCUUGAACAGUUGUAUUGACUGGAGUUCUCAGCACAAACUUCGUUGGGGGGGGGUCGCUAUAAAGGUCAGAAAGAGGGGGUGAUGGACCUGGAAGAGGGGAGGAUUCGUGGUGCUAGUAGGAGACGGUCUCGCGCCGGGCUCUCCGUCGCCUCCUCCCCUGACUGGCUGGGACCAGGAGCGGCAAGGCCGCGCGGGAAGUGGCCCGAGUCUGCGACCUAACGGGAGAAUAAAUAAGUUUACUACCGGAGUUCCCUUUUUAUCUUCUAAUUUGGGCCGGGGGACGGUCGGGAAAAUCCGGGUUACAGUCGCCCACCCCACCCCAGUGACGCGC